CGCCCUGGGCCCGGAAGGGUGAUGUGGCUGGGGCUUCGCCGGCCUCACUAUGUCUGCCAUUUUCAAUUUUCAGAGUCUGUUGACUGUAAUCUUGCUGCUUAUAUGUACCUGUGCUUAUAUCCGAUCCUUGGCACUCAGCCUCCUGGACAGAAAUAAAACUGGACUGUUGGGUAUAUUUUGGAAGUGUGCCAGAAUUGGUGAACGGAAGAGUCCUUAUGUUGCAGUAUGCUGUAUAGUGAUGGCCUUCAGCAUCCUGUUCAUGCAGUAGCUUGGAAAAAUACCCGAAUUUAAUUGCCAUCAGAUUUCAAUAUAAAAAUGGGAUUUACCUGCAGAAAAUAAUGCAAAGAAUGUAUAAGUUUGUUUCAACAUUGAAUGAGAUCAAUUCCUAGCUGCUGUUCUCUAUUUUGUUAUUGGACCAAUGUUCUAUAUAAUUAAGAUGUAAUCAUUUAAUACUCAAAGAGUUUGUAGCAAUCAAUCUCAGUACUGUCACUACAAUAUUACAUUCUGCAAUUGUCAUUUCGUUGUGUCCAAUACCAGUUUUUAGUGAGGUAUCUCUAAGGCACAUAGUAGAAAAAUUUGGUAAAUUAUACAAGUUCCUUUCACUGUGACUUGGAAGUGAUAUAUCUUUAUAGAAUGAGACCAUAUAUUGAACUAGCUUUUUUAUUGGGGAAAAAAGGGUUCAAUUUGUGUUGCUAAGGAUUGCAUUCAUACUUAAUAAUACUUGCUUUACCUCUGGCCACACCGUU
This is a messenger RNA of Eptesicus fuscus (big brown bat), 746 nucleotides long. RefSeq names its product protein kish-A-like. Bases 50 to 268 code for a protein of 72 amino acids. The transcript has a single exon. The record is from RefSeq and is a predicted model, not a curated record. NCBI's taxonomy places the organism in Eukaryota, Metazoa, Chordata, Mammalia, Chiroptera, Vespertilionidae. Gene Ontology annotation, biological process: intracellular transport; protein secretion.